AAGCAAAGCCUCGAUCGAUGCAUUGAAUGACGACAGCAACCGUCGUAGCCCAGCAGAGUGAGAACUUUGGACGGUUCCCUGCAGCAAGCUGCAGCAGCAGUGCCAGCACCACGGCUUCGACCGUCGCAGCACCCGGGACGCAGCUCAGGAUGAACGACACGCAUCAACCGCAACCGUUGCACACGAGCGAUACUAGCCCCCGGGACCAAACCACCAACGGCACGACCAGCACGGGCGGUGGACUGGCCGUGGCCAACCUAGCGCUGCACAGUGGCGCCUCGGGCGCCCUCAACGCAAACUCGAACGGCAGCACCACCAGCAACGGGUCCGGCACGAACAACAACAACAACAACGGUACCAGCAAAAACCGCACCAUGUCGCUGAGCGACGGUAAAAUCGAUCACCUGCUGCGGGAUCAGCAGCGCGAACAGCAACGAGAGCAGCAUCAGUCAUCGCACCAUCAGCAAUCCUCACAGCAGCACCACCAGCAACAUCCACUACAGAACCGGCUGCGCGGUGUGUCACCAACGCCGUCAGAACAGCAGUACGCCCUCAAAUGGAACGAUUUCCAGUCGUCGAUACUGUCCUCCUUCCGGCAUCUGCGCGACGAGGAAGAUUUCGUCGAUGUGACCAUUGCCUGCGAUUCGCGAUCCUUCACGGCACACAAGGUGGUGCUAAGCGCGUGUAGUCCCUACUUUCGCAAGCUACUGAAAGCGAAUCCCUGCGAGCACCCGAUUGUCAUCCUGCGUGAUGUACGCUCGGAGGACAUCGAAAAUUUGCUGCGAUUUAUGUACAACGGUGAGGUACACAUCGGCCAGGAUCAAUUAAGCGAUUUCCUCAAAACGGCCCAGUUGCUGCAAGUGCGCGGUCUGGCAGAUGUUACAACCGGCAACCCAACCGGCGGACGAACGUCGGCCAACUCGUCCAUGCUGAACUCAUCAUUAUCGACACCUGCCGUACAGGAACUGAAGGCAUCACCCACCUCCACCUCGUUACCAUGGGAGCUGCCGGAUGACAACAACCCAGCACCACCACCCCAGAAGCGUACCAAGAGCUCAGAACUGUACCGCAAACAGCACGGACUCAGUCCGGACGAUCCAAUCCCGCUCGAUCUGCUACCGAUUGGGCAGCAUCCGCUAACGCGCGAGCGUGAUCGCUCCAAGGACAAGAGCAAGGACCAUCACCAUCGCGGUUCCUCCGAACAUGACCUGCACCAUCACCAUCACCAUCGCGAACGGGACCGAAGCUUGGAGUUGCGUGAAUCCCUACUCGGCCAAGCGCUUGAAGGAGGACCCACACUAACCGUACCUUCGAAACAUCCCGAUCUGCUUUCGCUCCAGGCCGCGGCCAGUGGUGAAGAUUCGAACAGCAGUGAUACCGCUGCCUCCGACCAUGGUGAUGAUAUCGAGGGUCUAAAUGGCAACAUCGAACACACCCGACCAUCGUUCCCGUUCCUAGGUUUGCAGGGCAUCCCCGGACUAAUACCGGGACCGUCCGGCAUGCAUGGUGACAACUUCGAUGCGCGGCAACACUGCGACGCGUUGAUAAAGGAGGAGAUCGAUGAAACGCAGCGCAAUGAUGCGCCCCACCGGGCGACACAUCAUCUGGAGGAUCGGGCAGCCGGAAGGCGGCGGCGAGAACUCGAACAGAAUGGGCUAGAUUGUUCGAGUACCGGUGCCGGUCGGCAUCAGCAGCAGCGUCGGUUUGCGAAGCGAUUCAAGCGUCAUCACAAUGUGGCCUCACCGUCCGUGUCGAUGCGAUCGGACGAAACGUUCGAGGAGCAGACGGAUGAGCAGCGUGGUCAGCGAUCGUACAUGAACGGUCCCUCAGUGCUCGAUGAUGUGCGGGAGGCGCUCGCUUUGCGGCGGUCAACCACAGCAAACAACACCGAAGUGCCAGCUCGGCAAAAGCCGACCUACAACGCGAACAGUGAUGAAGACGAGGACGAAGAAGGAGUUAUUGGUGAGCGACGAGUGCCGGGCGCCAAUCACACGCAACCUGAGCAUGGUGGAAUCAGGACACCUCUGCGCGAUGAAGAGGAGGAUGAGGAUGACGAUGGUGGAGAUGGUAGCGAAGAUAACGAGCUGGAUCUGAAGGUCGAUGGAAGGCUUUCGGCCAUUGCGACCACACUCGACAGCGAGUAUCACAAGCGAAUGGCAGCUGCCGGUGUACUUGCGGCAGCUGCUGCCGCUAGUGCCAGUGCACUCGGUGAUGCGGGCAGUGAACAGGCGGCAGCUGAUUUCUUCGCCGCGCACCAUAAGGCAGGUACACACGAGCUUGCCCUUAAGCAACACUUCCUCAACGAAAAGGUCCGUCUGCAGGCACUGCUACAGCGGCAAGCUCAACAGCAGCAUCAGCACCAUCAAAAGUUGGCCGGAUUUCUGUUAUCCACGGCCAGUACGCCACCAACACCUACCCUCACACCAACCAAUGUGCUCAAUCUCGGCCAAACGGGCAACUCCGACCAUCAGCGUGGAGGAUCAGCAUCACCCGCAACUACAACCGGUGGGAGAUCGUCGGUAACAGGCAACGACUCGGGGAACGGUGGCAAAUCCACCAAGCAACAGUCACAGCAAGCCUGCAACUCUUCACCCUCGCCGGCGGCCGUUGCUGCGGCAGCCGCGGCCGCUGAUCGUUUGUUUGCCGCCGCUUACAGUAGCAACGCAGGUAGCUCUAGUGCUGGUGGCGGCUCUGCUAACUCUGCAGCUGCUAACGUUGGAACGGGUAAUGCGGGAAACGGACAGGUGUAUCUACUUCCCUGCCCGCUGUGUGAAGUCCCACUAGAACCUCGUGUUUUCCGACAACAUCUCGAUAGGCACUAUCCGCGCGACAGUCCAGUCUGUCCGGUGAUUCAAUGUGGACGACGCUUUGCUCACCCGAACUCGGUUCGCAACCAUAUGCGGCUGAAGCACACGAACCAGUGGGCACAGAUGAAGGCGAUGCGUUCUUCGGGCGGUCCAUUCACUGGGAUGCCUUGAGAGUA
This is a messenger RNA of Anopheles maculipalpis, 2983 nucleotides long. It is a transcript of the gene ab, whose product is annotated as protein abrupt. Gene Ontology annotation, molecular function: protein binding. Gene Ontology annotation, cellular component: nucleus. The record is from RefSeq and is a predicted model, not a curated record. Bases 27 to 2978 code for a protein of 983 amino acids. The transcript has 6 exons. NCBI's taxonomy places the organism in Eukaryota, Metazoa, Arthropoda, Insecta, Diptera, Culicidae. Gene Ontology annotation, biological process: regulation of transcription by RNA polymerase II.